ACUUCUUUGUUUGUUUUUUUCUUAGAACAUUGUUUGUUUCCGGUUUCCGUAGUUUUUUUAUCUCCACUCUUUUCCUCAUUUCAGUCGUUUAGCUCGCUAAUUUUUAAUGAGCAAAUAUAGUUUGUGUAUUAUAGUUUUCGUAUUAUAUAUACCAUAUGUGAUCCGAAGAAUAUGAGAUCUAAGCUACCAAAUUUAAGAAAAGCUGUAGUUAGUAUGAAGAGCAAAUGGCUAAUAUAAUCAGGUCUACCGGUCACAAAGUCAGGAAUAUUUUGACAUUUAGAAGAGAUAAUACUGACGACGAUAAUAAUAAUUAUAGCAUUAAAAAUAAUAAUAAUAAUGACUCAAUUCGGAGAGUCUCGCGAAUAAGACGUUCACUCCACUUUAAAGAUCCUACCUCUUAUGAAUCGAAGCGUAGUUCGGUGGCGAUCAGAGAUUCGAUUGAUCCUAAUCCUCAUUUAGAUAAUUUACAGUCUUAUAAACUGAAACAAACUAGAGUUAAAUCAUCGAUUCCAACAAUCAUUACAACUGAAGAUGCAAAUGUUCCAACUGUAAGUUCAUCACAUAUGCUUUCAAUGCGACGGUCAGUAUCGUAUCAACCAACGAAUAUUUACCAUAGUCAUAAUAUCAUUCAUUAUACUCAUAAUCAUAAUCAUAGUCAUAAUCAAAGUCAUGAUCGUCAUGUCGAAAACGGAUCUAUUCACAGUCAUGUUAAUGGUCAUGAUCACAAACAUAAUGGAUUGGCAAGUAGGUCGUCUUAUACUUUAGACAUGCCAUUGUUGAACGUAAGUACUAGUUUAACUAUGGGAAGUGCUCAGUCAUCACAGAACAGUACAAUUAGUAAAUAAAAUAAACAAAAUAUUCUUUUGUAUAGUUGCAAAUUUUAUCUGACGCGAAUUUCUAGGCUACCCUUAUUAAUUAUGAAAAUCACGUGAUUUUACUAAGUAUAAUCAAAAGUUAAAGAAUAUUCUAUUAGAAACUCCUAAAUAGCUAUACAUAAAGUAGUACAAACACCAAUACAUCCUCUCACACUUCGU
Scheffersomyces amazonensis is the source of this 1034-nucleotide messenger RNA. RefSeq lists its product as uncharacterized. The record is from RefSeq and is a predicted model, not a curated record. Lineage: Eukaryota; Fungi; Ascomycota; Pichiomycetes; Serinales; Debaryomycetaceae. The transcript has a single exon. The coding region runs from base 225 to 845 and encodes 206 amino acids.